This is a messenger RNA of Drosophila biarmipes, 1678 nucleotides long. RefSeq lists its product as uncharacterized. The coding region runs from base 346 to 792 and encodes 148 amino acids. Lineage: Eukaryota; Metazoa; Arthropoda; Insecta; Diptera; Drosophilidae. Gene Ontology annotation, molecular function: carbohydrate binding. The transcript has 3 exons. The record is from RefSeq and is a predicted model, not a curated record.
CCUCCCCAGUUUUCAAUACCGCGCGAAAGUGAACGGAACGCUACCGUGCGCUUCAACAUUUCGAAAAAGCUGAACAAAUAUGCAUUCGAACGAACCUUGCCCGUGACGUCGUGGGCGGCAAUACUCCUCGAGCUCCCUUAAAACAGCCGCGUCUUCGUGAAACCCCCAACAGUAUUGACCAAGUCGGCCAAGUGCUAACUACCCAGCCGGCUAUUAGAGUUAUUGUUACCGUUGGCAACUGCCACAGCAAAGUUAUUUGCCCCUUACCGGAUAUAAUUUGCAAUUACACACCCGCCUGAAGAUAAAAAUAAAAAGUGAAAUAUUUACAAAACAACAGCCUUCGAGAUGCCCGAUGUAAAGUUCUUCUCCAUCCUGCCCACCAAUGCCAAUCCAUCGGAUCGAGUAACUAGGGUGUCCAUCAGCGCAAACCUCCUCCAGGAUGCCCAGCAAUACUCGGUGAACUUCGUCAACAGUACGGACUGCACGGACAACAUCACAUAUCACUUCAAGGUGAUCAUCGCCACGCAGACGAUCAUCGAGAACUACAAGCGGAACGGCGAGUGGAGCAGUCUGCAGAAGGACACCGAGCUGAACAUCUUCGACGACUCCUCGUUUUGCCUCGAGUUCGUCUUCGACUACGCGAACUCCAUGAUGCACGUGUACCAGGGCAGGGAUUCGGGCCACAAUUUCAUAACCAAGUACGAGACCCUCUUCUCCCUCUCCGACAUCCAGGCGGUGCAGGUGUGGGGCGAUGUGCAGAAGGUCAGCCAGUUUGCCCUGAGCUACAACUGAUAGGGAGGGAGCCCCAACCACAGCCGCCAGAUCCCCCAGGUAGCUGGUCAUAUGCUCCUAUUUAAUGCAUUCUACAAUCGCUUGGGCUGAAGUUCGGUUGCGGGACACCCCUAGUCCUAACAUUGCACGCCCUUAAGAACCCCUCACCUGUAGUUCAGUUGAAGUAGUUUUCUGGAUUUUGCACCCCAUCUCCAUUAUCUGCUGCAGUAUCGCAGUAUCCACACGCUUUCUCCCUUUCUUCGUUAAUUUAUUCGUUGGUUUUGUUUAAGAUCGAGUUUUGGAUUGUUGAUCCUGGCUUUUCCUUUCAAAAUGAUCCUGUUUAAACAGUAUUAAAACAUAAUAUAUUUUAGAGGGUAUUUUACAUUUAACUAAUUCCCCACUUACUCUGCUGAUUUUAUUAAUUUACAACUUUAGAAAACUACUCUAAAUUGCCUCAGCCGCAUUUAGAUCACUUUAAAGUCAUCAAACUUGCACUAAUUAGCGAACUUAAUUUUACUUGUUUACUACUCCCAUAAUACUCUAAAUUUUAUUUGUCACAUAUUUAUAGUUCCCAAGCACUUUUUUCCUCUUGCUCUUAUCGGUAGUCCAUAAAUCUCACCUGGCCUUUUUUAAGAAAGUCUCAUGUGACGUAGAACUGUGCUGUUGCUUAUAGCCAUUUAUCGCAGUUGCUGUUUAUUGCCACGUUUUCUUGUUGAUAUCAAUCGUUUAUUGUUGGGCCAAGGAGUUGGUUAUAUGCCUUGAAUAUAUGUAUGUGCUUGCUGAAGUCUUCCAUUUAGAUUUUGAACCUUAUUGUAAGCUUUCCAUGUAAUACCCACCCAUACCACGCCAAAAGUAUUAAACAUCUCCUUGACAUUUCCUUAAUUAAAUGCGUAAACACAAAAAUUCA